Molecule: messenger RNA, 2015 nt
Organism: Gasterosteus aculeatus aculeatus (three-spined stickleback)
Lineage: Eukaryota; Metazoa; Chordata; Actinopteri; Perciformes; Gasterosteidae
Product: ly6/PLAUR domain-containing protein 1
Biological process (GO): acetylcholine receptor signaling pathway
Molecular function (GO): acetylcholine receptor inhibitor activity
Source: RefSeq, a predicted model, not a curated record
UUUGUCUCCAGUUGCGCCGCAGAAGAGACUCCGCUCACUUGGCGGAGCUUUCGCUCUCACCUCCGCCUGCCGAGAGGAUGUCCGGGUUCCUCCCCGGGUGGUUGGCCCUGCACGCGCCCGUCUGAACAACUUCGUCCCGGGUCUGAUGUGUCCCCUCGGAGCGUCUUCUGCGAGAGAAUGCGUCUUCUCGUUUUGGUGACUUUAUUUGGAGUCCUUCUCGACGCAGGCGAUGCCCUUCAGAUCCAGUGCUACCAGUGCGAGGAGACGAAGCACAAUGACUGCUCCACGCCGGAGUACAUCGUCAACUGCACCGUCAACGUGCAGGACAUGUGCCAGAAGGAGGUGCUGGUCAAAUCGGACGGGACGCAUUAUCGGAAGUCCUGCGCCUCCUCCGGAGCCUGCCUCAUCGCCUCCUCGGGCUACCAGCAGUUCUGCACCGGCAGGCUCAACUCGGUCUGCAUCUCCUGCUGCAACAGCCCGCUGUGCAACGGGCCCCGGAGGAAGCGGCCCGCCCCCUCGGCGGGGACGUCCCAGCGGCCUCUCCUCCUCUUCCCCGCCUCCCUGCUGAUGCUCCUGUGUGUGACGUAGACUGAGCAUCAAAAAUACCCCCCCCCCCCCAUCCUCUCCUCUAUUGAUUGAUGAUACGAUCAAUACUACUACCACGUCUUAAUGUAUGAGUAUGUAUGAGGCUACAGCCAGUGGCUGGUUUGUUUAGCUUAGCUUAGCGCAAAACAGUGAGAAACCGUCUGGAUGCAACCAAAUCUCUAUUUGACUUCAUGGUUAUUUCCACAUUAGGAACACAGACAGAACCAGGCGGUUUCCGUCUUCGUGCUAACGCGCUAAGCUAACGGGACCGAUGCGUGAGCAGAGUAAACGUACGUUAGAGAACAAUCCAUUAAGGGAAGUCCUACGCUCAUCUUUUAUGAACAUUUUUCGUGAGAUUAAUUCAGGCUUUAUUGAGCGCGGGGAAUCAUUUAUUGCUGUUGUUACACACAAAAAAGGACCCGUUGAGGCACUUUCCCCUCCUUGGCUUUUUGUGACCAACCUGCUCUGAUGUUAUUUUCGGGUACUGCUACAAGUUGCUGUAAUGAAAUCUCUAAGCUUUUACUUUGUGGGCUUUCGUUAGUGAAAGGUUUGACUUGCGUCUUGUUAAUGCUGCUCAGAGUCCACAGGUUCUACUGAUUAUUCAACUAAAGGCUUCAUGUGUUGUGAUGCAAAAGGCCUCUUUGAUUAAGGCGAAUGUGAAUUUGGAGGCUUCUGAGCGCUUGUUAUCGGGGGAUAUUAAUAAUUCGAUAUGUGCACAUUUUCCACUGCCACGGAGUAUUGAUUGCCAUUUUGCUUCUUGGGAUAUGAAAGACGCUGAGAUGGAUUAGGAAAGACUAUUUGUGUUAUUGCUUUUUAAUCCUCCCUCAUAAAGUUGAUUCUGUCUCACAGCUGAUUACAUGUAUUAAUUAAUAUUCCAUGUCUUACUUUGUGAAAUGAGAUGUUGAACUGUCUUAGCGCUAAACUUGGAGAUAUUGUGUAAAUCUUAUAGACAAGUUAUAAGCACAAAUAAAUUCUCACUAGAGAAAUGCUUGAGGCUGAAGUCAGCAAGUCUUCAGAUCAUUUUCCUUUGGAAAUAACAAUAACUAUGUACAUAUGAUCAAAUCAUAGUAACGCGUGUAUCAGUAUUCUAUCGUCUCAAAACUGGUUUAUAUUUCCACCCAAGUUAAUCAUUUUUUAUUUGGCUCCUAUCAUUCCAUCGUCUUCUUCUUCAAUCUGUCCAGUGUCGUAUUCUCAAGUAGACAUCAACAAGGCCAAACUAGGUUUUAAUGCCACACGUGCUGAUUUUAAUGGUCGAAUGCCAAGAGGGACUUUUGUAAAUUGAUAAAUAUGAUUUCAGAGCUUCAUUCGACUGAAACAAAGACCAGAUCUUCCGAUAUAAACGUUCGUGGCAGUUUGGUCCGACUGGUCUUCUGUGAAGAGUAACGCUGUAUUCUGCUGGUUUGUGAUGUAAAUAAAUGCUGCAGAAACAA